AUGCCAUUCGAUGUUCUCGCAACAUGGUGCCAGUUUGACGCGAAACAAGACGACAAGUCACGCAUUGUGAUUUUGCCGGCGUGGCGUGAUGUUGACCUGCUGCAUAUGCGCGAGUUCUGUAUGAAACGGCGCUCGCCUUUAGAGCGUGUGGCGAGAGACUGCUGUGCCGUGGGAAAUGAUCAAGCGUUUGAGUUGGUGUACAACUAUGGUAGGGGACAAACCAGGAGCCAAGUGGAUAGUUUGCGGCGUCACUACAUCACUGACUGCAACCAAAAAGUGAAAUAUCAUGACAGUCGAUGGUGGAAGGUAUCUGUGGAUUUCGGAUAUGUGCUGAGCCAGUUGAGGCGGAAAAUUGACACGGACAAGCAGCUAGAGGUUUACAAGUAUGCAAAAUCUGUUGGUGCCGGUUUCCAUUGGGUCGCGUACGAACAAUUGCUUCACAACGCAGUUCGUGGGGCAUCCGUAAAACGAAACCCGGUUGUGCUGAAAAUGCGGGAAGGGUCGAUAUACGAAUAA
Molecule: messenger RNA, 516 nt
Organism: Plasmopara halstedii
Lineage: Eukaryota; Oomycota; Peronosporomycetes; Peronosporales; Peronosporaceae
Exons: 2
Coding region: 1-516 (171 amino acids)
Source: RefSeq, a predicted model, not a curated record